Messenger RNA from Scatophagus argus, 2564 nucleotides. It is a transcript of the gene lman2la, whose product is annotated as lectin, mannose-binding 2-like a. Gene Ontology annotation, molecular function: D-mannose binding. NCBI's taxonomy places the organism in Eukaryota, Metazoa, Chordata, Actinopteri, Scatophagidae. The transcript is spliced from 9 exons. The coding region runs from base 20 to 1105 and encodes 361 amino acids. The record is from RefSeq and is a predicted model, not a curated record. Gene Ontology annotation, cellular component: Golgi membrane; endoplasmic reticulum-Golgi intermediate compartment; endoplasmic reticulum membrane. Gene Ontology annotation, biological process: endoplasmic reticulum organization; endoplasmic reticulum to Golgi vesicle-mediated transport; Golgi organization.
GGAUGAGUUUUGACCUACGAUGGCUGCCGUCGGCAGGAAUCAUCAUCACAGGGAGUCCAAAAUACCAGUUAAACGGAAAAUAAUGGGUUUUAAAACACACUGUAUAUUCGCUUUUCUUAUUUUAUCUACAAGCCGGUGUUUUGCGGACGAUGAUCACGAGAUGGAAGAGUUUCUGAAGCGGGAGUAUUCCCUUUCCAAGCCUUACCAAGGCGUGGGCUCCUUAGGCUCCUCCCACUGGGAGCUGAUGGGGGAUGCUAUGGUAACCACCGAGCAGGUGCGCCUCACACCUGACAUGCAGAGCAGACAGGGGGCAGUAUGGAGCCGCAUUCCUUGCCAUCUGAAGGACUGGGAGAUGCAGGUGCACUUUAAGGUUCAUGGGCAAGGAAAGAAGAACCUGAACGGUGAUGGUUUGGCCAUUUGGUACACUAAGGAGCGUAUGCAGAAAGGUCCUGUAUUUGGAAAUAUGGACAACUUCACUGGCUUGGGUGUGUUUGUGGACACGUAUCCCAAUGAGGAGAAACAUCUGGAGGCACAGAAGAAAAGAUAUACUCCCCGCACACAGAGGAUCUUCCCCUUUGUUCUUGCCAUGGUUGGGAAUGGCAGCAUCAGCUAUGACCACGAGCGGGACGGUCGGCCCACAGAACUGGGCGGCUGCAACGCCAUGGUGCGCAACCUGAAGCACGACACCUUCCUUUUCAUCCGAUACAUCCGCCGCAGGCUCACGGUGAUGAUAGACAUUGAUGGCCAACAUGAGUGGAGGGACUGCCUGGACAUACCCGGGGUGCGGCUUCCCCAAGGAUAUUAUUUUGGAGCUUCAGCCAUCACAGGUGACCUCUCAGAUAACCAUGACAUAAUUUCCCUGAAACUUUACCAACUGACGGUGUUGCGGAGUCCAAAGGAGGAGGAAGAUGAUGAAGAGGAGAUAACCAUACCAAGUGUGGAUAACAUUGAACUGCUCCGAUCGGGCCAAACUGAAGAAGGGAUGAGUGGAAUAGCUAUUUUCUUCACCGUGCUCUUCUCCAUGCUGGGUUGCGUCUUCCUCAUCGUCAUUGACUUGGUGGUUUACAGCCACUGGAACGAGAGCCGACGCAAGCGUUUCUACUGAGAAAGAACGGGGGAUGGAAAGACGGAGACUGUGGUAACUACUGAGGUCCGUGGACCCAUCUGCACUGAGAUGACAGUGAGACGCUGCUGUCAGCCAGCAGGGUGCAGUAGAUUGUUUCAUCCUGUGGACAACACCAGUUUGGCAGGAGAUGCAUCACCUGCUAUGAAAAGCCAUUUUCUACCUUUGCCAUUUGGUAGUCAUGAAGCAGUAGGAGGACUUUAUUUAACUCUUUGCCCUCAGCCCCCUGCCUGACACACAUGAACUCGGCCUUAACAUCCCCACCUCAGCAGACGUGCAGUGUCACAUGUCACACUUCUUAUGAGCAGCUACAUUUUGUUUUUUCUUGUUCUUUGCUGCAUUUGUAUGAGAUUCUUUAACAUAUUUCUCGUUAUUUUCAGUCCAAUUGGUGUUGAUUUUCAUGGCGGUGGUAAAUAUAAAUAUGUAAGUAUACCGUUUGUUCUUACUCAUGAUCCACCUGCACACCUGAAACACUAAGCAAACAGCGGGAAAAGCCGGUGAUGCCAUCUCACCUGUAGCCCCUUGCUAAGUAAAGAUGCAUCUGUGCUCUUCUUUGCAUUAGAAAUAGACUUCUGAGUGCUUUGUACGCCAUCGUUUGGACUGUGGGUGUACUGCUCUACUGUAUAAUCUCAUCAUGUAGUUGUAGUAAGCAUGACAUUCAUUGAGUUGAAUUUUUUAGGGAACUGUCCACCAAAUCGCAAACCUUUUUUCUGCAUUUACGUAAAACAUGUCAUGAAAAGAUUUUAAUGUUUCAAUUUAUUUUAUUUUUUUUAACAAUCUCACAAAAUGUUAAUUAAUAUUUGGCACUGUUCUAUUCCCCAGAUUUUUUACAUAUAUUUGAGAAAAUGGAAAGUUGUUUUUUUUCUUUUUUUUUUUUUAAUCAGUUUAGAGCAAAUUCUUUACAUUUUAUUUAUAUACAGUUUAUUUAUUUAUUUAUAUACAGUUUAAUGUCAUAAACAGACUUUGCACCAAAGGGACUUAAGAUAAUUUUAAUGACCACUAACUUAUUGGAAUUUAAUUUUCCUUUUGCUGACACUUUUUCUUUGAAUACCAAAUACUAAACUUAUCUUUUGUGUUAUGUAAAAACAAAGUCUCUGUAUUUAUGUUGACUGUGUUAUAAAGUGCAUGAACUGAACAAACAUGGAGCUGAUUCGGCCUCGGCCUCGGCCCCCGCCCCCAGCAUCUGUUUCAUGGCCAGCUGUGACUCAACCCCAACUUAUUGUUUAUAUUCCAGAAAUGCUUCCAGGCAUUCACGUCUACAUCAUUUGUCUUUUAUGCGGUCCUUUGUUUUCAAUCACGCAACGUGUCAGGUCCUUCUCAUUUCUUGUUGCCACUUUGAUAACCGCCCUACCUUACUUGUAUUCCCUUGUUGCCUUUUGUAUGAAAAUCGUGUGCCUCCUGUAUCCAUUCAGUGACCCUGAAAUUACAUUUGGUGUUGUUA